This is a messenger RNA of Ipomoea triloba (trilobed morning glory), 1241 nucleotides long. Its product is annotated as clavaminate synthase-like protein At3g21360. Bases 7 to 1074 code for a protein of 355 amino acids. The transcript is spliced from 3 exons. Gene Ontology annotation, molecular function: oxidoreductase activity. The record is from RefSeq and is a predicted model, not a curated record. Lineage: Eukaryota; Viridiplantae; Streptophyta; Magnoliopsida; Solanales; Convolvulaceae.
GCACUCAUGACUCAUACAUUAUGGCCUAUAUCCAUAAAUUUAGACUCCGAUCAUCUUCUUCAAUUCCCGAGAAGGAAAAUCCAGAUUAAUAGGUUCAAAAUGCCGGAAAGUUUCUUCGCCCAAUUCGAAAUCCCGCAACAGAAGCGAUUUGACGGAAAACCCUUCCCGGCAGUGUUGUCGCCGAGCCCAAACGUGCCGCCUGCAAGCUUCCCGGCUGCGAUUAAGGAGCAAAAGCCAUGGCUGGACGCUCUUCUUCAUCAAUCUGGCGCUAUUCUCUUCAAAGGGUUUCCAGUGAACUCGGCUUCGGACUUCAACGACGUCGUUGAGGCCUUCGGCUACGAGGAAUUGCCCUACGUCGGCGGCGCCGCCCCUCGGACCAACGUUGUUGGCCGUGUUUUCACCGCAAAUGAAUCCCCGCCCGAUCAGAAGAUCCCUUUCCACCACGAAAUGGCUCAGGUUCCAGAGUAUCCAUCAAAAUUGUUUUUUUACUGUGAAGUAGAACCUGGAAGUUCAGGGGAAACACCCAUAGUACUUAGCCAUGUUGUGUAUGAGAAGAUGAAAAGCAAGUAUCCCGAGUUUGUUGAAAGAUUGGAGGAGCAUGGGUUAAUCUACAUUAGGGUUUUGGGUGAAGAAGACAACCCUUUAUCCCCCAUUGGCCGAGGUUGGAAGUCCACAUUCUUGACCUCAGACAAGAGUGUUGCUGAGGAAAGGGCUGCGAAGUUGGGGAUGAAGCUGGAAUGGCUCGACGAUGGUGGAGUGAAAACGGUUAUGGGGCCAAUACCAGCUAUUAAGGUGGACAAAACUAGGCAGAGGAAGAUAUGGUUCAACAGCAUGGUGGCUGCAUACACCGGCUGGGAAGAUGCGCGAAACGACCCAAAGAAGGCAGUCACUUUCGGGGAUGGAAAGCCUUUGCCUGCUGAAAUCAUACACGACUGCCUCGCCAUCUUGGAAGAGGAAAGUGUUGCAGUUCCAUGGAAGGAAGGCGAUGUUUUGCUGAUUGACAAUAUGGCUGUUCUUCAUGCUCGAAAACCAUUCCUCCCUCCUCGUCGCGUUCUAGCCUCAUUGUGCAAGUGAUAGAAGCAUUAGACACUGGGAAUUUGCAAUGUACAACAUCAUUUGUAUUACAAAGUGAGGCAUGUAUCUAUAUCAGGAUAACAUUAUCAGUGCUUUUAGAAAUGCAAGUUACUUUGUAUUGCUUGCUCUGGAAGAAUAAAACUGCGUUUCACUGAGAAUCGAACUUA